CUGGCAUUCCAUGUGAUGUCACCAGUGUUGUGGCAACGCCAACUGUCAUUGGGGCAUUUGUGCAGUGUCUCGUGUUUCACCUACAGACAUGCUGACUAGACUGAACAGGAUUCUUGGGAGACAGGAUGGCGAGCACAGGGAGACCAAAGGGAGGCAGAAGGAAGAUGGCCUUCAGUCUCCAUGUCACACAUCAAGAAAUAAAUGGUUCUGGGGAAAGCGCAGGACUACUAGGAAGGCAUCAUCCACACCCUUCUUCCUCACUGAGCAGGAGCAACAGCUGAACCAGGUGGAUAAACUGACCCUUCAGCUACAGAUGAUGACCAAUGAGAGGAAUGAACUGCUGGAACUCCUGGCCCUUUAUAACAACAAUGAGUUGAACAACAGGCUGAUAUCUGAGCUUGAGAUGCUGAAAACACAGCAUGAGAAGGAGAUGUCAGAUGUCAAGAAAUUCCCCAAGGAGAUCUGUGAGGCCUCGUACAAGUGCAAGGAGCUGAGUGAGCAGACCACCUCCUACCGCACCCUCUACAGUCAGCUCCUGAGGGAAUGGACUCAGCUAAAGGAAAAAGUGAGCAUGUUGAAAAAGAACAACAGAAAGCUGCAGAGGGAGCAUAUUUUACUACAAGAAUCCUGUGACGAGGCGAGGAUGCUCAAUGUGGAGGCCUAUGGGAAGACCUAUGACCUCUGGACAAAGCAGAAGCAGGAACAUCAAAGACUUGAGGAAAAUCUUCAGUCCCUGCUGAAGCAGAAGGAGCUGCUCACCUGGCAAAGGGACUUGGCAGUAAAGCUGCAGCAUCACUUCACUGUGUACCAGAUGAGGUUUGAAAACCUCCAGCAGGAACGGAGCAGACUACAGUCCAGGAUAAUAGCUUCCUGCACAUGGAGCUGCUGAAGCAGAAAUACUAUGUCCCAGCACCUGUUAAGAAGAAUGAGAAGGCAAGAAGCAGCCAGGACACCUUGAAGGCAUGACAUUCUACACUCCAGGUUCAAGGCCUCCUCAGAAAAUGCCACCUCUUUUCAGCUUUGAACUCACUAGUGAUGCAAAUAUCAACCUACCAUCAGGGGAUCCAGCCAUAAUCUGAUCCACAUCUGUUGGCUCACUAUCCCCAGAGAAAAGUUUGUGUCAGAAAUAAGUCUAAGAUACAGAGAACACAAAAUAAAUUACUAAAAACCCUGA
Molecule: messenger RNA, 1174 nt
Organism: Peromyscus eremicus (cactus mouse)
Lineage: Eukaryota; Metazoa; Chordata; Mammalia; Rodentia; Cricetidae
Product: disks large homolog 5-like
Exons: 7
Coding region: 89-889 (266 amino acids)
Source: RefSeq, a predicted model, not a curated record